Quercus lobata is the source of this 1884-nucleotide messenger RNA. RefSeq names its product alpha/beta-Hydrolases superfamily protein. The coding region runs from base 403 to 1593 and encodes 396 amino acids. The record is from RefSeq and is a predicted model, not a curated record. The transcript is spliced from 4 exons. Lineage: Eukaryota; Viridiplantae; Streptophyta; Magnoliopsida; Fagales; Fagaceae.
ACUAGUUGGUUCAUAAAAUUUUAAAAAUGAGUGGAAUUAGUCUUUAUGGCCGCCCUUCUCUUCUUCGUUUCUGCCAUCACUCAUCACUAAUCACUCUUUAAUCAUUACUCACAGUCAACUCUUUCUUCUUCUUCUUCGGAUCUAAAACGCAUUUCUCUCCCCCCGAUACGACGGCGUUCUCAGCUACCGCCACCGGUUAGGUAGCUGAAGCUGAGAAUGCCCCCCUACCCCUACCGUUACCGUAGCACUGCGAUAAGGAUGCCACGUGGCACCAUUCCCAACUGGUAAUGCUUCUCUUCUUAGCUCCUACAGCCACAGUAGGUAAACCACACUAAUCCCUAGCACUUUUUAGGCUUUGGCUUUGGAUUCGAUUAAUAAUAAAAAAAUUUGCAUUUUUCCGCUAUGGAAGCUCCGGUUAAGUUCUUCUGUGGUAACUCCAUUCUCAACCGCCAAGUCUUUGCCAAAACGGCCCCGUAUUACGCGUCUUCUCUCAUUUCACUUCACCGCCGAAACGACGCCGUAACAAGACCAAGACCAAGACCGAGACCCCAAUGCGCGCUUUCUCUCACUGCCUCUUCCUUCUCAGCCAGUCCUAUAAACCCUAACCCAAACCCCUUCUCCUUUUCGUCUCUUCUGUUUUCCAACCCAAUCUCUACCACCAACAAUUACUACGACCAAUUCCUCGCUCGCUCGUCAAACGACGGCGUUUUCGCGUGGAGUCGUGCUCCGGAGAGAUCCACCACCAAUGGUGGAGUACUUGUGGGUGACAAAAAGCCGGUAGUGGCGGUGGUGUUGUUGGGUUGGCUCGGUUCCAAGACCAAGCACCUCAAGAAAUACGUGGAGUGGUACAAUUCCAGGGGCUUUCAUGCGUUGACUUUCGUGGUCGAUGUCGGCGAGCUGCUGUGGUUUGAUUUAGGCCACAGAAUUGAGCAGAGAAUCGCGGCUUUGGCCAACGAGCUUGUAUCCUGGGUUUCGGACAAGGAAGAGGAUGGCAGAGAACGCUGCUUGGUUUUCCACACAUUCAGCAAUACCGGUUGGUUUGUCUAUGGUUCCAUUCUUGAGAUUUUGAAGGGUAGAGAAGACCUGAUGGAAAAGGUUAAAGGAUGCAUUGUUGAUUCGGGAGCAGCGGAGCCAUUUAAUCCUAAGGUGUGGGCUGCUGGAUUUUCUACUGCUCUACUGAAGAAGCGAAACUCUGUAAUGAAUGAAACCAGAAGUGAAGUGAGCUUGUCAAAGAUGCAAGGGAAUGAACCUCCAAUGGUUGAAACUGUGAUUCUAUCAGUUUUAGAGAGGCUUUUCUCUGUCUUGUUAAAGUUGCCUGAUGUUGAAUCGAGGUUAACAAAGAUUGUGUCCAACCUCUCACAAAACCAGCCUUAUUGUCCUCAGCUUUACCUCUAUAGUACAGCUGACAAAGUCAUUCCGUUUCAGUCUGUAGAGUUGUUUGUUGAGGAACAGAGGCAGACGGGGAGAAAGGUAAGGACUUUCAACUUUGGGUCUUCCCCUCAUGUUGACCAUUACAGGACAUUCCCCAGCCUAUAUUCAUCAGAGCUUCAUAAAUUCCUAAACGAGUGUUUUGCUGUAGUUAAGCAGUCAUAACCGAUUAUCCAAUUACAACUGUCAUUUGUUUCAAGUAUUGUUGUGGCAUUUUUAAUUCACCAGAGCAAAUAUAAUCAGGGAAUAAUUGCCUACUCCUUACAUUCUCCAUGUGGUGAUGGUUUAUUACAUUUUUGGACGGAUGACCACUUGCAGUUGUUCUGAAUGGAAUGCUGCAAUGCCAUAGUUCAUGAUGAUGUUUUCUAAAUAAUGCUCCCUUAUUCAUGCUUGUAUUAGUAGAACUGGAACAGAUUUGAUCAGAAUUUCAAGACUUUCCAUUGCUAGUUUCUCUAA